This is a messenger RNA of Ziziphus jujuba (common jujube), 2750 nucleotides long. RefSeq names its product probable LRR receptor-like serine/threonine-protein kinase At1g51860. Gene Ontology annotation, molecular function: protein kinase activity; ATP binding. The coding region runs from base 1 to 2604 and encodes 867 amino acids. The transcript has 12 exons. Lineage: Eukaryota; Viridiplantae; Streptophyta; Magnoliopsida; Rosales; Rhamnaceae. The record is from RefSeq and is a predicted model, not a curated record. Gene Ontology annotation, biological process: protein phosphorylation.
AUGACUAAAUCUAUUGGGGAGGCAAUUAGUACUCAUUUGGGUGAUUGUAUUAUGAUUGACUCAGACGAGGAGGGUCUGUGCUUGGGCAAAUUUAUGCGAGUGCGUGUGAAACUUGAUGUUCGUAGACCCUUACGUCGAGGAAUGAGACUAGCAUUGAAUGAUCACGAACUAGAAGAUGAUGGUUGUGGAGAACAGUAUGGAGCAUGGUUACAUGCGAAUCAUUCACUCAACCUAUCAUUAGGAGGGAAAUCUGUUCGUUGCAAACAAAUCAAUAAGACUCGUUCUUUUGACGAAGUCUCAUCGCAAUCUUUGGUUCCUUCACUUUCCCGUCACCACUACUCGCUGAUAACUGCUCCUUCAUUGGUAACUGAAUCAGCCAUGCAUGGAAAGCAGUUAGAAACAACAGUUGACACUGAAUGGUUUCCAAAACAUAGUAGUUAUGAAGGAAAAAAGCAACAACUGCUUCACCAUGAUUCCUUUGAUGAUGUGGCAAAAUUAUCUAAAACAACAUGGUUGCCUACAGACAUGGUCGUUCUCCCACCAGAUUUGUAUAUUGCUGGGCCAAAACAUAUGGAGGUUGUUCUGCAUCAACAACCACACGAGGAUAGCAUGUCCGAUCUGCUUGCUGGACCAUCACAGUCGAGUAAGGGGUAUUGGAAGGUUUUUCCAACACUAAGAAAAAGGGAGUUUCCGAAGUCAAGAGACAAGUUUGCUGAGGAUUGGACAAACAUAAGUAGCUCGUCUUCUGUUGCGUCUGAUGAAAAUACAUUCCGACUACCAUCUCCGAUCAUCAGCACUGCUGCCACACCCAAAAGUAUAAAUGGUUCCUUGGAGUAUCAGCUUUAUGAUAAUGUAAACGGAUAUUAUGUAUACUUGCACUUCGCCGAAUUGGAAAGCCUUCUACCCAACCAGUCAAGACAAUUCACAGUUUCUUACGGCGGAGAGGUCUUAGAUACUAUAUCUCCGAAGUAUCUGCAAGCAAACACCGUACGCACCUACAAUGCUCUCUCUGGAGCAAAAUCUUUUAACAUCUCUAGGACCCCCAAUUCAACGCAUCCCUCCAUCAUCAAUGCCAUUGAGAUUUAUGUUCUCAAACAAUUCUUGCAGUCUGACACCCUUCAAACUGAUGAUAUCCAUGGAAAUCAUUCAAUCAGGAACUUAUCCUCAAGUGGAUUAACUGGGGAGAUACCUCUUGCUAUAUCCAGUCUCACAAUGUUAGAAGUUCUGGAUCUGUCAGACAACAAUUUUGCAGGAUCAGUGCCAGAGUUUUUAUCUAAAUCGCCAAACUUGAAGAUCUUAAACUUGGAAAAAAAUAAUCUCAAUGGAUCACGGUUCUCUAAAACUAAGGUGUGCUUUUUUGUUCCUUAUAUAACAUUAAUUGUGUUCUAUGCCAGUCAUCGAGAAUCAUCAACAAUAACAUGGUAUCUUUCCAGUGUGGAUCAAAAUCCAGAUCUACGUGUAUCAGUUUCAUGCAAAAGGAAGAAGAAAAAUAUUGUAGUUCCAGUAGUAGCAUCAAUUGCUGGAACUAUCACUUUCUUACUAAUCGUGGCAGCAGUCUGCUGGGGCAUUAAAAGGAAGCUUAAACAUGUUGAUGUAACAGAUGAAAGAUCAACAACACUAUACACGUCAUUAGAGUCGAAAGAAAGACAAUUCACUUGGUCAGAUAUAGUAAGGAUUACCAGCAAUUUUGAAAGGAUUCUUGGUAAAGGUGGAUUUGGAUCAGUUUUUCAUGGCUUAAUAGAUGGCACUGAAGUAGCUGUGAAGGUGCUUUCACAUUCAUCAGUUCAGGGAUAUGAACAAUUUCAUACAGAGGCUAAUCUUCUCAUGAGAAUUCAUCAUAGAAAUUUAAUGAGUCUUGUUGGAUAUUGCAAUGAUGGAACUAAUGCGGCGCUCAUCUAUGAGUACAUGGCCAAUGGGAAUUUAGAAACACAUCUUUCAGAUGACAGUUCAAGUAUCUUGAAAUGGGAAGACAGAAUUCGAAUAGUACUUGAGGUGGCCCAAGGGUUGGAGUAUCUGCAUGCUGGUUGUAAGCCUCCUAUAGUCCACAGGGAUGUGAAACCUACAAAUAUCUUGUUAAACGAAAGUUUCCAAGCCAAACUAUUUGAUCUUGGCAUAUCCAAAUUAUUUCUUACUGAUGGUAAGACUCAUGAGUUGACAUUAGUCGCCGGCACUCCUAGGUAUCUUGACCCUGAGUACCAGAUGACAAAUCGGUUGAAAGAUAAAAGUGAUGUUUAUAGUUAUGGAGUGGUUCUUUUGGAGAUAAUAUCUGGCCAACCUGCAGUACCUAAAACUGAUGAAGGGACUCAUAUAAGCACAUGGGUAAACUCCAUGCUUGCCAAAGGAGACAUCAAAAGUAUUGUGGAUAGGAGGUUAGAUGGUAAUUUUGAUAUUAACUCUGUUUGGAAAUCUGUUGAAAUAGCUAUGGCCUGUGUGCCCCUUUCUUCCACAAACAGGCCAACGAUGAGUCAAGUUGUGAUGGAAUUAAGGGAGUGCUUGGCUGCAGAACAGAAUUUUGUGGGGAUGACACAUGAGACUGGGUUUGAUGAUUUUAUUGAAUUGGCCUCUUUGAAUACAUAUGUGAGUCAGAGGCCACUGACUAGGUAGUAGUUCUCUCCAAAAUAAUAUUGGCCUGUGAUGUUGGAAAUUAAUUCUAUUCCGUGCUUUUUUCUUUUUCUUUGUCCUGGUCAUGGCGCACAAUUUAUUUGUAAAGUAUAAAUCAAAAAUUACAUGUAUGGAUGUAUUUUAAACAA